AUGGCAGAAAUAGCAGAAGUUACCGAUUCGCUUACUCUUGAUCGACCUUGCACAUACUGUCGAGUGCUGAAACUGGAUGAUAUACAGCACGGAGGACGCAUCGAAGUGGCAGCAGAUGGAAAGGCUUACGUCGACUUUGGAACAGAGGUAAUGACCGUGGAGAACAAAAUAGCAGAGGUAGGGCCAACCGCGGUAGCUGCAGCAAGGGCGCUGUCCUACGUGAAUCCAGAGUGGUUUGCUCGCUUUGUUGAUCCAGAAGUAGUUUUGAGAACAACGCUGAAGCUGGAUUUCAAGCGAACCGAUGUGCUUCCAUCUUUGUCGGGCAUCACUAUGACGGCAUCAGGAGGGUGUUCUUUCUGUCAUGUCCUUCGGCAAGAUUUACUCACAAUCUGGGGGGACAUCGCCUUAAAGGAAGGGACGCAGCCAGCGGAAGCAGAAUUGAUUAUUACGGAGGUCUGGCUCGAUACCCUGUAUGUGUUUUUCACCAUCAAUCAGCAGCAGGGGGUAACAGAAUACUCCUCGCAUUACAAUCUCUACACUGACGCGGAUGAUCCAUGUGCUUCAUGGUUCAGCCUGGGCCGUCAGCCUGUAGGGAACAAUCCGAUGUCUCCAGCGUCCCUGGGUCGCCUGCAACAAUUGAUCGCACUUUCAGUGCAGGAAACACCCCUAGAGACAGAUGACAGCGGUGAAUUUCUACCCACACGCCUGCUGGAUCUGUCGUCAAGAGGUUGCUCAGCCUUGAGACUGGUUCUUCCGACGGUGAACCCAGAGUUCCUCUCACUGAAGCCUUCCCAGAGGAGGUACGCUACUUUGAGCUAUAGCUGGGGUUCGAUUGAUCAGGCGAAACGCCAACUUAAGACGGUUUCCGACACCCAUGUUGAGCACUUGUCGAGUAUCAAGCUCGGAAAGAUCCCACAAACAAUUGCAGAUGCCAUUCAGUUGUGUCGUGCCCUAGGGAUCCGAUUUCUUUGGGUAGAUGCUCUAUGCAUCAUUCAGGAUGACAAAGAGGAUUGGGCUAAGGAGGCACUCAGCAUGUCACAGGUCUACUCUCACAGCUUUAUCACUUUAUGCAUCCUUCGAGGAGACUCCUGCUCCAGCGGCUUCUUGAAACCAAAACAUAAUCCACUGACGGUGACCGUUCUGGAAGACUGCGAACUGGUGCAAACGAGCGUGGACCUUCCAGGAGAAUUUGGUCUCGCCCCGCAAAUUGUUUUUUUUGGAGAUUCGAUGUUCCACAUGAUCAGUGGAACCCUUCGCAAAAGUGCCGACCAUUCUGGCUUCGAGCACGAAACCUACUUCGAGAGGAAGGAUUCGCUUCGUGAGACACUGUGUUCCUGGUAUCAGUUGGCUCAGCUCUAUUCUAAGAAGCUGCUCACAUAUGAGCAAGAUCGGUUACCAGCCAUCGCCGCGCUGGCCAGGAUCAUUAACGAAAGGUUCCCGGAACAGAGGUACUUGGCGGGCCUAUGGGAGUCGGACUUACACCGGGGGCUUCUUUGGACAACAGUCUCGUUUAAGAAGUUUGAUGAUUACCACAAACUUCAAUCAACGAAUGGGUAUACGGCACCCUCCUGGAGCUGGGCCUGCCGUCCAGUGGUACUCGACUGGGUGAAAGGCCCGACUAAUCCAACCGUCUCGAUAUCAUCGGAAGUCACACUCCAAAAGGCGGACGUCAAGUCCGAGAAGUUUAAUCCUUAUGGCCGCGUAUCUCAGAACGGAAACCCCCGAGUCCAGAACAAUGGCCCUCGAAAAUUUCUCGGGAUUACAUUCAGUUAUACGCUAUGGUCGGAAACAGAUGAAUACAUCGCCAAUCUUCACUUGGAUUGGGACUAUAAUUCCGGGGGUGCUGAUGCAGACGGCAAUGCCCAGGGCCCUUUGGCUGAAAUGGCGAUGCUGCUGAUCGCCAGUACUAGUCUCGACCAACAUUCCAUAUUCCCGAGCUAUGAUAUUACUAGCCAAGAGGUAAUGCUGGGUAUCCUUGUUCGGCCGGUGGCCGGGACAGAGGGGGACUAUGAACGGCUUGGCUUAUGGUACACUGAGGAUCGAGGGCUUGGCGGCACGAAAUUCUGGAAGAAUAUCGCAGUACAGGAUAUAGCCCUCGUCUAG
Messenger RNA from Aspergillus eucalypticola CBS 122712, 2103 nucleotides. RefSeq names its product HET domain-containing protein. Bases 1 to 2103 code for a protein of 700 amino acids. Lineage: Eukaryota; Fungi; Ascomycota; Eurotiomycetes; Eurotiales; Aspergillaceae. The transcript is spliced from 6 exons. The record is from RefSeq and is a predicted model, not a curated record.